Xiphophorus couchianus (Monterrey platyfish) is the source of this 1182-nucleotide messenger RNA. RefSeq names its product glyoxalase domain containing 5 (gene glod5). NCBI's taxonomy places the organism in Eukaryota, Metazoa, Chordata, Actinopteri, Cyprinodontiformes, Poeciliidae. Bases 94 to 606 code for a protein of 170 amino acids. The record is from RefSeq and is a predicted model, not a curated record. The transcript is spliced from 5 exons.
AUUGGUCCACAUGACUGUUGGAUAAGGAAGUGUUUCGGUCGUCAAGUGAAGUUUCUCGGCACACCAGUCGGACCUGCGAACACCCCAGUAAGGAUGGCGCUCCGGGCAGCUAGUAACCGCUUACUGUAUUUCCAGAGGACAUGUUUUAAGGUCAACGCCCUUGGAACUCACCUGGCUGUCAGAUUCAAGGCAACCUGUCCUGUUGAAGUGAGCCAUCUAGAUCAUUUGGUGUUGACGGUAAAAAGUGUGCCAGAUACAAUCAACUUUUAUACAUCAGUUCUUGGAAUGGAGGUUGUCACUUUUAAGGGGAACCGUAAAGCUCUGGGUUUUGGGAAACAAAAGUUUAACCUUCACCAGUUGGGCAAAGAGUUUGAACCAAAAGCUAAACGUCCAACUUCAGGCUCUGCAGACCUGUGUCUCAUCACCAAAACCCCUCUGACUGCAGUAGCUGCUCAUCUGAAGGUUUGUGGUGUUGAAAUUGAAGAGGGACCAGUGCAGAGGAGUGGAGCUGUGGGACCCAUCACCUCCCUUUACUUCAGAGAUCCAGACCACAAUCUCAUUGAAGUGUCAAACUACAACCAGUCUGCACCAGACGGCUCCUCUUGAACCUUUUAGUGAGCAUGUCUGCCAAAAAAAUCAACUAGACCGCUGCGGCUGAUCCAGAACGCUGCUGCACGUGUUCUCACUAAAACUAGGAAGUUAGAGCACAUCACCCCAGUUCUAAAGUCCUUACAUUGGUUCAGUGUAGCUCAGAAAUUAGACUUUAAAAUACUGUUGUAAGUUUAUAAAUCAAUCAACAGCUUAGCACCACAAUACAUUAAAGAUCUCCUGUUGUUGUAUCAAUCUUCCAGAUCACUCAGGUCUUGUGGUUCUGGUCUGCAUAGAUGCUUCUCCAAAACCAAACAUGGAGAAGCUUUUAUGCACCAAAAAUCUGGAACAAACCUGUAAAACAGCCGAAACACUAAGUUCCUUUAAAUCUAGACUCAAAACCCACCUGUUUAGAGUAGCUUCUGAAACAUUAUAAAUGAAACAAUCAACAUGUUGAUGUGUAAUAACGGCACUUGAAAAAAUUUAAUGCUUCAAUUGUUGACUGUGUGUUCUAUGACUUUGUAUUUUGGUGUUUUUAUGAUGUAAAGCACUUUGAACUGCCUUGUUGCUUAAAUGUUCUAUACAAAUAAACUU